GAAUUUGAGUUCGAUAUCCGUCCUCCGAACAAACAGGACGUUAUACUGGCACAGAAUAUAUCCAUCAACUGCACUGCGCGACCCUCUGAACUCGUUCCCAUGAUUGUCUGGAAGUACUCCGAUGAGAGUACCGGAGAUCUGAAGGAGCUGUCGAGCCUCACGGAACGCACUGACGGACGUAUCUACCAGGAGGAGAAUGGCACCCUGGUAAUCUCGCAGGUGGAAGAGUCCGACCCGCGAAAAUUCCUUUGCUUCCUCACCCCGAAGGAGUCAUCCACAGCCACCCCGAUCAGCGUUGCCGUCAAUCUCGAGGUUCAUGGUAGGUCUAUUCAGAUCAAAGUUAAGAAGACCGGAGAUGGAAGACCGGGUCCCAGUCAGCUUGACACGCGCAAAAAGUGCUGUUGUAUUUGGGAAGAGAGCGAUAUCGAGGUCGGCAUUGGGGUGGAAUCUUCUCCCUUAGCAGCCAAGCAGCACAUUGCUCGUUAUUAUAAACCUAACACGCUGGAAGCUAUUGGGAGGCUUCCAGCUUCUGGAUAUUAG
Molecule: messenger RNA, 540 nt
Organism: Dibothriocephalus latus
Lineage: Eukaryota; Metazoa; Platyhelminthes; Cestoda; Diphyllobothriidea; Diphyllobothriidae
Source: the annotation of a GenBank genome assembly